Molecule: messenger RNA, 2105 nt
Organism: Pterocles gutturalis (yellow-throated sandgrouse)
Lineage: Eukaryota; Metazoa; Chordata; Aves; Pterocliformes; Pteroclidae
Gene: ENC1
Product: ectodermal-neural cortex 1 (with BTB domain)
Exons: 2
Coding region: 7-1776 (589 amino acids)
Molecular function (GO): protein binding
Source: RefSeq, a predicted model, not a curated record
AAGAAAAUGUCAGUCAGCAUGCAUGAAAAUCGCAAAUCUAGGGCCAGUACUGGCUCCAUAAACAUAUACUUGUUCCACAAGUCAUCCUAUGCUGAUAGUGUCCUUACUCACCUGAACCUUCUGCGUCAGCAGCGUCUCUUUACAGAUGUACUUCUCCAUGCUGGGAACAGGUCAUUCCCCUGCCACAGAGCUGUUCUAGCUGCUUGUAGCCGCUAUUUCGAAGCAAUGUUCAGUGGAGGACUGAAAGAGAGCCAGGACAGUGAAGUCAACUUUCAUAAUUCAAUUCACCCAGAAGUGUUGGAGCUUCUUCUGGACUAUGCCUAUUCCUCCAGGGUUAUCAUCAACGAGGAGAAUGCAGAGUCGCUGCUGGAGGCUGGUGACAUGCUGGAGUUUCAGGACAUUCGGGAUGCUUGUGCAGAAUUUCUAGAGAAAAACCUUCAUCCCACCAACUGUCUCGGCAUGCUGCUGUUGUCAGAUGCUCACCAGUGCACCAAGCUGUAUGAACUCUCGUGGAGGAUGUGCCUUAGCAACUUCCAGAGUAUCAGUAAAAGUGAAGACUUCCUCCAGCUGCCGAAAGACAUGGUAGUGCAGCUCCUUUCCAGUGAAGAAUUAGAAACUGAAGAUGAAAGGCUGGUAUAUGAAUCAGCUAUCAGCUGGGUCAACUAUGACCUGAGUAAGCGUCACUGUUACCUGCCUGAGCUAUUGCAGACAGUAAGACUGGCCCUCCUGCCAGCCAUAUACCUUAUGGAGAAUGUGGCCAUGGAAGAACUUAUCACCAAGCAAAGGAAAAGCAAAGAGAUUGUAGAAGAAUCAAUAAGAUGCAAGUUAAAGAUCCUACAGAAUGAUGGAGUGGUCACUAGUUUGUGUGCCAGACCCCGUAAAACUGGCCAUUCGCUUUUUCUUUUGGGUGGCCAAACCUUCAUGUGUGACAAGCUGUACCUGGUGGACCAAAAAGCAAAGGAGAUCAUUCCAAAGGCUGACAUACCAAGUCCACGGAAGGAGUUCAGCGCUUGUGCCAUAGGUUGCAAAGUGUACAUCACUGGGGGAAGAGGGUCAGAGAACGGAGUCUCCAAAGACGUGUGGGUGUAUGACACCCUUCAUGAAGAGUGGUCAAAGGCUGCUCCCAUGCUGGUAGCUCGGUUUGGGCAUGGCUCUGCUGAACUUAAGCACUGCUUGUAUGUAGUAGGAGGACACACUGCGGCAACUGGUUGCCUUCCAGCUUCCCCUUCAGUAUCCCUAAAGCAAGUAGAACAAUAUGACCCUGUGACCAAUAAAUGGACCAUGGUUGCCCCACUGCGAGAGGGAGUAAGCAAUGCAGCUGUAGUCAGCGCAAAGCUUAAGCUGUUUGCUUUUGGAGGUACCAGUGUUAGCCAUGACAAGCUGCCCAAGGUUCAGUGCUACGAUCAGUGUGAAAACAGAUGGACGGUACCAGCCACCUGCCCCCAGCCCUGGCGCUACACAGCUGCAGCUGUUCUGGGUAACCAGAUUUUUAUUAUGGGUGGAGAUACUGAAUUCUCUGCGUGCUCCGCUUAUAAAUUCAACAGUGAGACAUAUCAAUGGACUAAGGUGGGAGAUGUGACAGCUAAGCGAAUGAGCUGCCAUGCAGUGGCGUCUGGAAACAAAUUGUAUGUGGUUGGAGGCUACUUUGGCAUUCAGAGGUGCAAAACAUUGGACUGCUAUGAUCCCACGUUAGACGUAUGGAACAGCAUAACAACAGUUCCCUAUUCAUUAAUUCCCACGGCAUUUGUCAGCACAUGGAAGCACCUUCCCUCGUAAUUGUGUGUAUAUUGCAAUUACAAAUUAUCAGUUUACUCCUUUGUUUGGAGAAGAGAAUUGGAACCUCAGAUCUGGAGAAACAGUUUUAAUGAAGAAAAAUCGUUCAGCGUUUCUUGUAUUUGAAGAAAGUCAUCAGCACCUUGUAAAUUAUCUAACCUACACAUGAAGGAAUGGGAGGGCAAAAAAACUCUGCAGUGCUUCAGCACGUGGUUUAAAUAUGAAUGAACAAACCUAUGAUCUGGUCCUUGUGCUAGUAAUUGUGGAUUAAUGCCAAUAUUAAUCAGUCCUUCAAAGGAGAAAAAGAAGAGACAGAACUUCUCUGAGCUGUG